This is a messenger RNA of Podarcis lilfordi (Lilford's wall lizard), 245 nucleotides long. The record is from the annotation of a GenBank genome assembly. Lineage: Eukaryota; Metazoa; Chordata; Lepidosauria; Squamata; Lacertidae.
CUGUAGCCAGGAGACAGGGCCUGAGCGGAGUCUUAAUACUUGGGGAAGGGAAAGAGCCAAGCCGAAGUUUUGAAGCCAGGCCAGGGGAGGACCUGAGGACCAGAGGAGAUCAUAGAAGUCCUCAGGUGCCUGAACGGGCAGCUGAACCCGACGGGCUUGAGGACCCAGCCUCCCUCUCGAGCAGUCUUCUCCAGCUGCACUUCGUCAUCCCAAUCAGCGAGAGUGGAAAGCUGCGAGGCUGCUAG